AUGGCAGGAGCUUCUGUCAAGGUGGCGGUGCGGGUACGCCCUUUCAACUCCCGGGAAAUGAGCAAGGAGUCCAAAUGUAUCAUACAGAUGACAGGAAACACCACAACUAUCAUUAAUCCAAAACAGCCCAAGGAGACACCCAAAAGUUUCAGCUUUGACUAUUCCUAUUGGUCUCACACAACACCUGAAGACAUCAACUAUGCCUCUCAGAAGCAAGUAUACCGGGACAUUGGAGAAGAGAUGCUUCAGCAUGCUUUUGAAGGUUAUAAUGUCUGCAUCUUUGCUUAUGGCCAGACUGGAGCUGGCAAGUCGUACACUAUGAUGGGCAAACAAGAGAAGGACCAGCAAGGAAUAAUCCCCCAGCUGUGUGAGGAUCUCUUCUCUCGAAUCAAUGACACAACAAAUGACAACAUGUCAUACUCAGUGGAGGUGAGCUAUAUGGAAAUAUAUUGUGAACGUGUACGUGACCUUCUUAAUCCCAAGAACAAAGGAAACUUGAGGGUGAGAGAGCACCCACUGCUUGGACCAUAUGUUGAAGAUCUCUCAAAACUAGCUGUCACAUCCUAUAAUGACAUCCAGGAUCUAAUGGACUCGGGGAACAAAGCCAGGACGGUGGCUGCCACCAAUAUGAAUGAAACCAGCAGCCGUUCACAUGCAGUCUUCAAUAUUAUCUUCACUCAGAAACGACACGAUGCGGAGACUGACAUCACCACGGAGAAGGUCAGCAAAAUCAGUUUGGUGGACCUUGCAGGGAGUGAACGGGCUGACUCUACUGGAGCAAAAGGAACAAGACUUAAGGAGGGAGCAAAUAUCAAUAAAUCGCUAACCACCCUGGGGAAGGUGAUUUCUGCUUUGGCUGAGAUGGAUUCAGGACCAAAUAAGAAUAAGAAAAAGAAAAAGACAGACUUUAUUCCUUACCGGGACUCUGUACUUACCUGGCUCCUUCGAGAAAAUCUAGGUGGCAACUCUCGGACUGCUAUGGUAGCUGCUCUCAGUCCUGCUGAUAUCAACUACGAUGAGACGCUCAGCACAUUAAGGUAUGCUGACCGUGCUAAGCAGAUCAGGUGCAAUGCCGUCAUUAAUGAGGAUCCUAACAACAAGCUGAUCAGAGAAUUGAAGGAUGAAGUGGCUCGCUUGAGAGACUUGCUCUAUGCCCAGGGCCUGGGAGACAUCAUUGACACCAAUCCUGUUCCAGGAGGACCUAAAUACAUGUCCGACUUUGAGAACAAUAAUGAUAACCGUAGAGUGGCAGAUAUGAGUCAACGCCAUGACAAUCUCUCCACAGUGACCAAUGCCUUGGUUGGAAUGAGCCCGUCUUCCUCACUCUCAGCCUUGUCCAGCCGAGCAGCUUCUGUCUCCAGUCUCCAUGAACGCAUCAUGUUUGUACCAGGUAGUGAAGAGGCCAUUGAGAGGCUAAAGGAAACUGAGAAGAUCAUUGCUGAGCUGAAUGAAACAUGGGAAGAAAAGUUGCGUAGAACAGAAGCAAUCCGUAUGGAGAGGGAGGCUUUACUGGCAGAAAUGGGUGUGGCUAUGAGAGAAGAUGGUGGUACACUGGGGGUCUUCUCACCUAAAAAGACACCGCAUCUAGUCAACCUAAAUGAGGAUCCAUUAAUGUCUGAGUGCCUUCUCUACUACAUUAAAGAUGGACUAACUAGGGUUGGUCGAGAAGAUGCUGAGAGAAGGCAAGACAUUGUCCUCAGUGGACACUUCAUCAAAGAAGAACACUGCAUAUUCCGAAGUGACACUAAGGCUGGCAGUGAAGCAGUGGUGACCCUGGAACCUUGUGAGGGAGCAGACACCUAUGUCAAUGGCAAGAAAGUAACAGAACCCAGCAUCUUAAGAUCAGGAAAUCGCAUAAUCAUGGGGAAGAGUCAUGUAUUUCGAUUUAACCAUCCAGAGCAGGCACGGCAAGAACGGGAGAGGACCCCUUGUGCAGAAACCCCUGCUGAACCAGUAGACUGGGCUUUUGCCCAGAGGGAACUCUUGGAGAAACAAGGCAUUGACAUGAAGCAAGAGAUGGAACAGAGGCUUCAGGAAUUGGAGGACCAAUACCGGAAGGAAAGGGAAGAGGCUAAUUAUCUUCUGGAGCAGCAAAGACUUGAUUAUGAAAGUAAAUUGGAGGCUUUACAGAAGCAGAUGGACUCAAGAUACUACCCAGAGGCUAAUGAAGAAGAAGAGGAACCAGAGGAUGAAGUUCAGUGGACGGAACGGGAGUUUGAGUUGGCACUCUGGGCCUUCAGGAAGUGGAAAUGGUACCAAUUUACUUCCCUCCGGGAUCAACUGUGGGGCAAUGCCAUUUUCUUAAAAGAGGCCAAUGCCAUCAGUGUGGAGUUGAAGAAGAAGGUUCAAUUUCAGUUUGUACUCCUCACGGACACCCUGUACUCACCUCUUCCUCCGGACUUGCUUCCUCCGGAUGCUGCUAAAGAACGUGAGAAACGUCCUUUCCCAAGGACCAUUGUAGCAGUGGAGGUGCAGGACCAGAAGAAUGGAGCAACCCAUUACUGGACUCUGGAGAAACUCAGACAGAGGUUGGACCUGAUGCGGGAGAUGUAUGACCGGGCAGCUGAAGUGCCCUCUAGUGUUAUUGAAGACUGUGACAAUGUGGUGACAGGCGGAGACCCCUUUUAUGACCGCUUCCCUUGGUUCAGGCUGGUCGGCAGUUCAGAUAUCUCUGGCUGCAACAGCUCUCCUAUUUUCAACACAUGCAUGAGCGAGCGCAUGGCUGAUCUCACCCCCUCCCCCACCUUCUCGAACCCCGACUCCGACAUCACCGAGCCUGCUGACGAGCAGCACGUGGGGAAGGAGGAGGAGGAGGAGGACCUGGAGGAAGACAUCUUUCCGGAGUACCCGCUGUAUGAUGGCCAGGAUCCAUUUUACGACCGCUCCCCCCUGUUCAGUUUAGUAGGAAGAGCUUUUGUGUAUCUCAGCAACCUGCUGUAUCCUGUUCCUCUGGUCCACCGUGUUGCCAUUGUCAGCGAAAAAGGGGAAGUGAAAGGUUUCUUGCGUGUGGCAGUUCAGGCCAUCUCAGCCGAUGAAGAAGCACCAGAUUAUGGCUCAGGAGUGCGGCAGUCAGGAACCGCCAAAAUUUCCUUUGAUGAUCAGCAUUUUGAGAAGUUCCAGUCUGAGUCUUGUCCUGUCGUGGGAAUGUCCCGCUCUGGAACUUCACAGGAAGAGCUGCGCAUUGUAGAGGGACAAGGGCAGAUAACUGACAUAGGACCAUCAGCAGAUGAAGUCAACAACAACACCUGUGCAGCCACUCCGGAAGAUCUCCUCUUGGAUAGUUCGGAGAAGUCUGCUGUAGACGGGCCGUUAGAGGCUGCCCUGGAGCAUUUGAAGCUGGGCAGCAUCUUCACUUUCCGAGUGACUGUACUGCAGGCCUCAAGCAUCUCAGCAGAAUACGCUGACAUCUUCUGCCAGUUUAACUUUAUCCAUCGCCAUGAUGAGGCCUUCUCUACUGAACCCUUGAAGAACACUGGACGAGGUCCACCUCUUGGCUUCUACCAUGUCCAGAACAUUGCAGUGGAAGUUACCAAAUCUUUCAUCGAAUACAUUAAGAGCCAGCCAAUUGUUUUUGAGGUAUUUGGACACUAUCAGCAGCAUCCGUUUCCCCCUCUCUGCAAAGAUGUGCUCAGCCCCCUAAGACCAUCCCGGCGCCAUUUUCCUCGCGUCAUGCCAUUAUCCAAACCAGUGCCUGCAACAAAAUUGAGUGCCAUGACAAGGCCAAGCAUCGGCCCCUGCCAAUGCAAAUAUGAUCUGAUGGUCUUCUUUGAGAUUUGUGAACUGGAGGCCAAUGGCGACUACAUCCCUGCUGUUGUGGAUCACCGUGGAGGGAUGCCCUGCCAUGGAACUUUCCUACUACACCAGGGCAUCCAGAGGAGGAUCACAGUCACCUUGGUGCAUGAGACAGGUAGCCACAUCCGGUGGAAGGAAGUGCGGGAGCUGGUUGUGGGUCGGAUCCGGAACACCCCGGAAGGAGAUGAAUCCCUCAUUGACCCCAACAUCCUUUCUCUGAAUAUCUUGUCAUCAGGAUACAUUCGACCCUCCCAGGAUGAUCGGACAUUUUACCAAUUUGAAGCAGCGUGGGAUAGUUCCAUGCACAACUCUCUGCUGUUGAAUCGUGUCACCCCAUACAGAGAGAAAAUCUACAUGACCCUCUCAGCAUACAUUGAGAUGGAGAAUUGCACCCAGCCAGCUGUGAUCACCAAAGAUUUCUGCAUGGUCUUCUACUCCAGGGAUGCCAAACUCCCUGCUUCGCGAUCUAUCCGCAAUCUUUUUGGGAGUGGAAGCCUACGAGCCUUGGAGAGUAACCGUGUGACUGGGGUCUAUGAACUCAGCCUUUGUCGGGUAGCUGAUGCUGGUAGUCCAGGCAUGCAAAGGAGACGCCGCCGUGUUCUUGACACUUCUGUGGCCUAUGUGCGAGGCGAGGAGAACCUGGCAGGCUGGCGGCCCCGUAGUGACAGCCUCAUCCUGGAUCAUCAGUGGGAACUGGAGAAACUGAGCCUCCUGCAGGAAGUGGAAAAAACAAGACAUUACCUGCUCCUGCGUGAGAAGCUAGAGACAACUCAUCGUUUAGGUGAUUCCCUGUCCUCAAGUUCCAGUGAAGACUCUGAUUCUCGCAGCACAUCUUGUGUCUCUUCUCCCAUCUCAGCAGAUGGUACACCAGAAGGGAGAAGUUUAUCACUAGACACCCCCAGUGAAAGGCAGAAAGAACUUGCAGUCAAGUGCUUGCGUCUUCUCACACAUACAUUCAACAGAGAGUACAGCCAUAGCCAUGUGUGUAUCAGUGCAAGUGAGAGCAAGCUGUCUGAAAUGUCAGUGACUUUGAUGAGAGACCCUUCCAUGCCAGCUCUUGGUGGCACUACCUUGACCCCCUCCUCCACCUGCCCAUCACUGGUUGAAGGACGAUACAAUGGCACAGAAGCCAGACCUCUCCAGCUCUCUUCCAGGGUAGAAAGCCCUGAAGCUGAGCCCACAGUGGAAGGGGAACAGAAGAAAUCCCCAGUCUGUGGGCCUGAGGAUGAAAAGGAGAUCCAGCGCCUAUUAGUCCCUGAUAUUCAAGAGAUUCGGGUCAGUCCCAUUGUCUCCAGGAAAGGCUAUCUACACUUCUUGGAGCCCCACACAAAUGGCUGGGUGAAGCGCUACGUGGUGGUGAGGCGCCCCUACGUCUACAUAUACAACAGUGACAAGGACUCUGUCGAGAGGGCUGUCCUCAAUCUCUCAUCAGCUCAGGUGGAAUACAGCGAGGACCAGCAGGCGAUGCUGAAAACCCCUAACACAUUUGCAGUGUGCACUGAGCACCGUGGGAUCCUGCUGCAGGCAAGCAAUGACAAGGAUAUGCAUGAUUGGCUGUAUGCAUUUAACCCUCUCCUCGCUGGAUCAAUAAGAUCCAAAUUGUCUAGACGGAGAACAGCCCAGACAAGAAUUUAA
This is a messenger RNA of Varanus komodoensis (Komodo dragon), 5427 nucleotides long. RefSeq names its product kinesin family member 1A (gene KIF1A). The coding region runs from base 1 to 5427 and encodes 1808 amino acids. The record is from RefSeq and is a predicted model, not a curated record. Lineage: Eukaryota; Metazoa; Chordata; Lepidosauria; Squamata; Varanidae. Gene Ontology annotation, molecular function: microtubule motor activity; ATP binding; microtubule binding. The transcript is spliced from 48 exons. Gene Ontology annotation, biological process: microtubule-based movement.